Messenger RNA from Ixodes scapularis (black-legged tick), 1288 nucleotides. Its product is annotated as sulfotransferase ssu-1. Gene Ontology annotation, cellular component: cytoplasm. The coding region runs from base 58 to 969 and encodes 303 amino acids. The record is from RefSeq and is a predicted model, not a curated record. NCBI's taxonomy places the organism in Eukaryota, Metazoa, Arthropoda, Arachnida, Ixodida, Ixodidae. Gene Ontology annotation, molecular function: sulfotransferase activity. The transcript is spliced from 3 exons. Gene Ontology annotation, biological process: sulfation.
UCUCUCUCAAUAGGCUCUCCUGAUUGAAGCUAAGACGCCACGUAAACCUGCGCAGACAUGACCAAACCCAGACGCGUCCCAGUGAUUCAGGACAUCGACAGUGAACCCUGCUGCAUUUAUUUUAACCCCACCCUUUACCGGCAAGUUCCGACCUUUGAACCGCAAGAAAGCGAUAUUAUACAGGAGGUUGCCACGCACAAGGUGCAGCAAAUCAUCCAGCUGAUCUUGGCCACAGGAGAGUCGGUGAAAACGUACAACGAAUCCUUUGAGAGGGUGCCUUUCCUCGAAAUCAUGGAAGUCAAGUCGUCCUCAUCCCCCAGACAUCUCCGGACCCAUUUCUCCAUGAGUAAACUUCGCCUCAUUCCAAAGGCAACGUACAUCUACGUGGCACGGAACCCCUGGGAUUGCUGCGUGUCCAACUACCACAUGACACGAGAAUGUCCCCGCAUAAAUUUCAUGGACGGAACAUUCGACGACUUUCUUGACGCUUUCCUCGAAGCAAAGGUCGGUUUUGGCGACUACUUUGAGCAUAUUCUUUCUGGCUACAACCAUAAAGACGACCCGAACGUGUUUUUCAUCACGUAUGAAGAACUUCAGAGAAACAAAAAAGAAGUUGUCCUCCGGUUGGCCGACUUUUUAGGCAAAGAACACAAGCGAGUGCUCGAAGAAAACGGGGACGUGUUUGAGCAGGUCCUGGAGAAGAGCACCGUGGAUUUUAUGAAGAAUAUCCUGACGAUGAACCCAAUAGAGCUCACCGAGUGUAUCACAAACAAUUCGCCACACGUUCAGCCGCUCCAGGUCAUCAGCAACCAGCAGGUUUGCCAAUCGACCGAAAUCCAUAUCCUCCGCAAGGGAGUGAUGGGCGAUUGGAAGCAGCACUUCACUCGUGGGAACAUCGAGAAGAUGCAGACUGCCAUCAAAGAACGAACGAAGGGUUCGGAUAUUAUGAAGCUUUGGCAGUGUGACUGAGGUCCAAUGGUGCUUACAAUGACUCGUACGUUUAUGCAAUUGAAAUAUUUCUUUUUCAGAAUCGUACGAAAAUAUGCGCUAAGGGAGGACAGUUACUCAAAUUCUAAAACAGAAUCUAUAGCCCAUGACACUUUCUUCCGUUCGUAAUGUCGCUGUUUCCGACUUGAAAGAUUUAAAUGCAAGGUAUCUUCGGUUCAAUUCCAGCACUCUGGCAAUGAUAAACUGGUUCGUAAAGCAGGCAUCAUAUUGAUAAUAUAUAGAAUACAUGUUUGUAUAUGUAUAUACGCCAAUUCAUUAAACCCAAAUAUUAUUUUUUUUU